Molecule: messenger RNA, 8656 nt
Organism: Anastrepha ludens (Mexican fruit fly)
Lineage: Eukaryota; Metazoa; Arthropoda; Insecta; Diptera; Tephritidae
Product: homeobox protein abdominal-A
Exons: 7
Coding region: 4488-6257 (589 amino acids)
Biological process (GO): negative regulation of transcription by RNA polymerase II; anterior/posterior pattern specification
Cellular component (GO): nucleus
Molecular function (GO): DNA-binding transcription factor activity, RNA polymerase II-specific; RNA polymerase II cis-regulatory region sequence-specific DNA binding
Source: RefSeq, a predicted model, not a curated record
UUAUAUUUUAUCUGGCUUAUUUUUUAUUGAAUUACAGUAAAUUCUCUCUUUCCGUUUGACACAAACAUUCAUCCCACAUGCAUACGUGGGCAUACAUUCACGUGGCUUCUGUUUCAUAUCAGCAAUCAUCAAUAUGAAUAGAUACCUUAUUACAUCCAGUGGCUUUAAAUUUACACCUUUUUACGAAACGAUUUCAUAUGACUUUAACAAGAUUUUCAUUUAUAAUAGAGUAGAAUUUCAAAGAUGUUGGUCUCUACUUACUGAAAUCCAUGCCAAUUGGAAGCACUCAAAUACAAACGUGUUGCCUCAACUAAUUCUCACUCGUCUCUUUUAUCUGCAUCAGCAAAUAAAACUCAGCCCAACUCAUAUUUGGAGAGUGCUUUCUGCUUUUAGUAGAUAUUUUCACGCUAUUAAGCAGAAAUAAAGUAUCCAUAGAACACUUAGUAAACAAAUAAAGAAACUGCUACAAAGCUACUAAAAUGUCUACCUCACUGAGAGAAAUUUACAAAUCGCGCGAGCUCAUCUGAACCCAAUCUCAGAGAGCACACUUUUCAAUACACCAAAACAACUACUCAAAGAUUCUGAAAAAGCAUCAAAAAGCAAAGCAUGCCUGCGAUUCUACUCAAAAACAGGAAACUGAAGAGGCAGUCGUCACAUACACAAUCAUUCACUGCGAGAGUAUUUAUACUUGCACACAAGCCGGGAAGCAGCAGCCAUUGAAAGGUACGGCGCGGUGGUGAAAGCGAAAUAGCACUGCAUGGGUAGCGCAACUGACAUACGUAAGAAAUAUGGAAGAGUGAAUGUGUCGGCGAGUGUCAUACGUGCUGGCAAAGCUUAAAGCAGAGAUGAGCAGCGCAGCAAAACAAUGCGUCGCGUACAAUGCCUGCUACCGAACCGUCGCUGUGGCUGCUGAGUGUGAAAUUGCGGUUUGUUUGUUUUGGUUUUCUUAUUGUCAAUAAGGCAUCUGGUCGAUUGGGUGCUGCUGCCCAGAAGAGAGUGAGCAAGGCUGAAGAGUUAUUGGAAUAAUGUGAGCAAUUAAGUGGAUGAAUAAAGACUAAAAGCUACUGCAAAACACAUCAGAUAUAAAAAAUUAUAAUGCGCAUAUUUAAAAAUUAUACCCCAAAUCUACAUAUCCAAGAAAAAAUAAAUUCAUGUCUCGUUGCUUAUUAACCAGUAAACAUCAAUAGUACUAGUACUAAAUCUUAUUAUGACUAUAAAAGCGCAUUUUAAGUGGCUCGUACAUUGAGCUCUGGAAUCCAAUCCACUCAAAACAUUCCGCUCUCACACCUUUUAACCUGACAGUUUUACCCUCACCAACUCGGUUCUCUUCCCACUUAGAAAAACAAAGAAAACAAAACCAGAAAACUGCAAAUAUUUCCAAUUAGACUUGCAGCGCAGACCCUCUUAUCGUUUACGUCCCUAACAAUUGUAACGUAAGCACAGUUCCAAUCAGUUGCUGAGCAACUCGACGAAUAAUCACUCGACUCAUUUACGCAUCGUUUUGCUUCGUAUCAAUGGGCCGCCUUCUACGUCUCGGCCCACCAUGGCACCGCUGAUUUGUGGCGUGAGUAUGCGCCCGGUCAGGCGAAGCACAAGCGUAGUAGAGUCGCUGCACUUGAGCGAUUUAGUGUCGCAGUAGCGUCACCGCACUUCUGCCCUGUAUAGCUGCUGAUUCUGUCGCUGUGUUGGAGCGCCGCUGCUGCCGCAUACGUGUGCAUAGUCAUAGCGCGUACAAAGGCGCAGAUAUUACCAAUUACACGAAUUUUUAUACUCUUUUAAAAAUUUCGUUUUAUUAUAAUAUUUAUUAUCGUAGAGCGCAGUAGUGUCUGCGGAGCGUUUAGUGUUUUGUGUUUGCGCUGACUGUGUGUACCCGACGAACAACAGAAGCGUAGCCAAGCGUAUACAAAAAUACCAGCGAACCAACGACUCCAAGUCGAUUUCAAAGUGUACGAGCGAGUGCCGUGAAAGCAAAUUUUCGCGUCUUAUUGUCUUUUAACUGUUUGUGAUUAUUACUACAAUACGAGCGACAAUCGUCAAACGCCAUACGCCAUCGCCAUACACCAUAAUAUAUCGUGGAAAAUGUGCCGACGGCACUUGAGCUGUGAUGUGUUUCCACGACACGGCCAAUAGGCAACACUGUCAUUCCAUUAAAUACGCAAACACUAAUAAUUGUGCACAAAAACAAAAACAAAAAAAAAACAGAAACAAAAAUAACCGCACGAAAAAAUUAACCAGUUUUAUUCCAAAUCAAAAGGAUACAAAAAUUAAUAAUUUCACCAACUUUGAAGAUAAAAAAAUGUUAUAAAAUAAUUAUAUGCGUGGUCGAAAGGCAUACAUAUAAUCUCAAUUAAAAAGGUAAACACAUUUUAAGAUUAUGCUCAGUUAUCCACAUUCUUGUAGUUGAAUCCCGAUCAGAGAAAUAUCACUUCUUUUCUGUUCCUUUUUUGUCUCUCUUCUUCCAAUUGAAUGCAGUAGUAUUGGCUGCUUUCAAUCCCAUCCCUAAAUAAUGCCUGUCAUUUGCCCUGGAUGUCAUUUUACACUAACAACUAUUCUCGAAUCGGUGCCAGUACCUGUGCGCACUGCUUCGACAUGAAGCAUUCAUAUUUAUUUUCCACUAACACAUUUACUUUCAAGCGGCCGACACUAACCGGUGGCCAUAUCUCUUUUCCAUGUUCUUUUUUGGAUUCCCAUCCGUGCGAAUGUGGUUUACUAUCUAUACAAAUUUGUCCGUCGACUGCAUAUUGCCUGAGAGAUAUUGAAAUUCAAAAUAGCAUAUAAUUUAUUAAAUCUUUUUGAUAAAAUACUAAAACGAACUAAGGAACUAAGAAAGUAAAAUCUGUUUGUUUAGCUGUCUGUGUCACAUGAGAGUGCUUUUUGAAUGCAGCAAUCGGAAAAAGUAAAGACAGAUGACAUUUCCGACGGCUUUGAAAUUAGAAAUGCAUUGGCUACUGGCCAGAAUUUUUUGUUUGGAAAUAAAUUGAACAUAAAUUAUUUACGAUUUGGAUCAGCAUACCUAUAUAUUUAUAUAUUGACUGCAAAUUAACUUUAACAAAUUAACGUAAAUUCAAUGGAAACUAUCGAGUGAAUACUGAAUAAGAAUAGAUCUUUAAAAUCAUCCCUUCUUUUUUUGUUUUUGAAGGACGCAUGUGUAUUACAAAAACUUCAACAGUUAGGAGGAAAAUAUAAUUUCAACUAAAAAAAAAAAUACAUUUAUCACACGGCAUCUAUGAAAAACAAUUUAAAUACCUCGUAUUUGAAUUCCGUCAUAUUUGCGUGAAAUAUAUCGGCUUAAAAAUAUAUCAUUGCCAUAUUAGGGCUUAGGCUAAAAUAAUUCCUCUUUAAACCUCUAAUUAAGUUACAUUUUGCAUUGACAAAAAUUGUUUACUUAAAGUAGAUGUAAUUGAAAGUAUAAAAAUUCUUUUUUUCACCUCAAUAUAUUAAUCAGCAUAGAUAUACAAAUAUAUCUCUUUCCUACAUUUUUUAUUUCCAAUUUGAAUGGAAUGUAGCUUUAAACGAGAAAAAUAUUUAGAGUUUUGGUAGUUUUCUUGUAGUUUUAACCUUUUGAGCAGAUCUGCAUUGAUAAAGUAAAGAAAAUCAUAGAAAAAGUGUUGUACUAACAAGUGGACUUUGUACUCGCACUUCAACGCCAAUUAUUAUUUACGCUGGAGCAUUGAACUCUAAGAGUAUAAAAGCCGCAUAACUUUAGUCAUUUGACUUUGUAGAGUAUGAACCAUUCAUAAUUUAGUUUACUUUAUCAGCUAUUUUCUCCAAGGCAAUAAUCAUAGUAAUAUUAAUUUAAACCCCAGCUGAUAGAGGUAAAUCAAUUUUUAUUAAUUAGCCAUAGAAAGAUGUUUUCUAAAAGGUCUUCAUAAUCAAUUUGUUUUACUCUGGUAGGUACAUAAAUAUUCGUAUAUUUUUCGCAGUACUUAUAGCAAGAGUUUGUUAUACACUUUUACUCAUUUGUAUAUAAAUAUUAGCUGGUAUGUAAUAUUGGCUGGCUUAGGCAAAAGGAAUAAUAAUUAUCAGCACAAUGUUAAUCAUAUUUUAGCUGAAAAUCUCAAAUACAACCUUGAACUUUACUUUGACCGAUUCGCAUCUGCUGAAAUCUGAAUUUUUCGAAAGUUUUAUCUUUCCUAUUUUUGCGAUAUUGUCAAAAAUCUGUUGCUCACAGUUCGUAGCCGCAGUUGAAUGCACUCACGUCAACAAAAUUUGUAAUUCCACACACACCAAUUUUAUUUUGUUGUUAUUUCGAUUACUUAUAUUUUAAUUUAUGGGAAUUUCAAAUUCGGUAAACAUAAUUUCAAGUCAGAAGUAGCAAGUUCGUGUAAAUCGCAACAAAUUCGUAAAUCAACAAACUUUCCAUAAUUUUUAAAAGAGCUCAAAACGAGUAACGACAUUCGAUAGCAGACGAAAGCGUUUGCCUUAAACGAUCUGUAAAAAUAUACAAAUUUUGAGAAGAGAGGCUCGAGGCUCCAAAAGAAUGUGCAAUGUCAAAAUUUGUUUUCGAUAGUAUGCUACCGAAGUACCCACAGUUUCAGCCAUUUAUCAGUUCACAUUUAACUUCAACAUCACAAAAUUCGUCAUCAGCAGCUGUUGCCGCCGCUUUAGCCGCCGCCGCAGCCUCCUCAUCAUCGUCCGUCAAUAGCCUCAGCAGCGGCCUCAGCCACAAUAACGGUAUUAGUACUAGCAAUCACAUCAACGGCAAUCACAUCUCUUCUGUAGCCGUCCACUCAUCGUCGCUGUCGCCUUCAUCGUCCAGCGUGAAUAUCAACAGCAGCCAUUUAAAUCAGUCGUCCAAUUCGCCGGUGUCCUCGUCCUCCCCAUCGUCCACCACUUUUGGAGCGCUUACACCACAACAACAACAACAUCAAUUGCAACAACACCAUCACCACCACCAGCAACAGCAACAACAACAGCAUCAUAGUCAAUACUCACUGUCGGCCGCAUUACAAUUGCAGCAACAACAGCAACAGUUGCAUAUUAAUAAAUUAGCCGCCGCUGCUGCAGCGGUCAGCUCUCAAAGCGGAAACGGUCUGGGACAUAGCCAUAGUAUUCAACAGCAACAACAAUUGGCACAACAACAGCUCUUGCUCACACCACCUUCAGCUACUAAUUCGCAGACCGGCGACAGCAGUUGCUCGCCCACACCGUCGGCCGCAUCGUCCUCGCUGCAUCGCAGCGUCAACGACCACUCACCCACCUCUGCAUCCGCCGCCGCCGCUGCCGCGUCCGCAGCAGCCGCCAGCACAGUAGCUGCCGCAGCAGCCGCCGCCGCUGCUGCUUCCUCGUUUGCCAUACCAACCAGCAAAAUGUAUCCCUACGUGUCAAACCAUCCCACAUCGCACGGCAUUUCCGGCAUGCCGGGCUUUUCUGGACUAGAGGACAAAUCAUGCAGCAGGUACACAGACAGCAUCAUGAAUAGUUAUCAGUCAAUGAGUGCGCCGGCCUCGGCGUCCAGUUUUGCGCAAUUCUAUCAACAUGCCGCUGCUGCAACGGCCGCCUCUGCAGGUGCCGUUGGCGUUGACUCGCUCGGCAAUGCAUGUACGCAGCCAUCAUCGGGCGUUUUGUCCACUGGAGGAGCCGGUCAAAGUAUUGCCGAUUUGCCAAGAUACCCUUGGAUGACAUUAACGGAUUGGAUGGGCAGCCCUUUUGAACGAGUCGUCUGUGCAGACUUCAAUGGUCCAAAUGGUUGUCCUCGUCGUCGCGGUCGUCAAACUUACACACGCUUCCAAACACUUGAGCUGGAGAAGGAGUUCCACUUCAAUCAUUACUUGACACGGCGACGAAGAAUCGAAAUCGCUCAUGCGCUUUGCCUCACUGAACGUCAGAUAAAAAUUUGGUUUCAAAAUCGACGCAUGAAAUUGAAGAAGGAACUGCGAGCCGUCAAAGAAAUCAACGAACAGGCUCGACGCGAUCGCGAGGAACAAGAAAAGAUGAAAGCUCAAGAAUCCAUGAAAUCCGCCCAGCAAAAUGCCAACAAACAAGCGCAGCAACAACAACAACAGCAGCAACAACAACAACACCAGCAGCAGCAGCAACAAGAUCAUCACUCGAUCAUAGCACACAACCCAGGACAUUUGCAUCACUCGGUGAUCGGACAGAACGACCUGAAACUGGGCUUGGGCAUGGGUGUUGGUGUAGGCUCAGGUGUAGGUGUGGGUGUGGGCGGUGGUAUCGGCAGCAAUUUGGGCAUGAUGAGUGCGCUCGAUAAGAGCAAUCACGACCUGCUCAAAGCCGUCAGUAAAGUAACUUCGUAAAUGCACCACCAACAUUUGCUACAGCAACAACAACAGUAAGAGCUGAGUGGCAGUGCAGUGAUUAAAUAUAGACGGCUAGAAUAAGCUGUCGCUUCCCAGUUGACCAUUGAUUUAAGCUUAAUUGGAAAGCAGGAAUACAAAACGAAAGAUGAUAACUUAAAUACGUAAACCACUUUACAUAGUAAAUUAAAUACAUAAGUCUACCAACUACACACACAUACAAGUAAUAUAUAUAUUUAUAAAUAUUAAAAUACUUUAAAAUCAGAUAUACAUAUACAAGCAUACGUACAUACCUAUUAUAUAUAAAUAUAUGGUAAUGUGAAAAUUUAUUUACAUACAUACAUACAAACAUGCGUACAUGCAUACAUGCAUACAUGCAUUCAUACAUACAUAUGCAUACUUGCGUGUAUAUGUACUGCAUACAUAUAUCAAUGAGUAAAGAGGAUAUGAGCAUUAGAGCGCAGUUAGUCAUAGAAAAUAAUUGACCGAGGGAGUCGGUGCAGUAAAGCGGUGCCGAUUCUACGAGUACUAGUGAGUGUAGACUUAGUCGAGCAGCAAUUCGAAUUGUGCCAGUUUACUUGGUACUAGAGUAGAUGAUAAUUAUGAUGUUAUAAGAUUAAUGACUGCAUUAGUGAAAUAAACAGUGAAAACUAAAUAAUCUAAGUUGCUUUAGUAUUUUAGAUAGAAAUUUCUUUGAGAAGUGAAAGUUGCCACAACAAGCGACAUUCACCUUAGUUGGGUUCCCCACUUAUCUAUGCGUUAAAUUGAAUUUUUUUAAAUUGACAUAAUAUUCGUUCUCAGAUGUUUUUAUUUAUUAUUUUUUUAGUUUGAAUCAACAAUCUUCGCAUGUAAAAUUCUACUUCCACGUACUCUUUCAACAUCAUGCUUUCCAUUUCCAUCUUCUGCACUCACUACUCUAUUAUUUUGAAUGCAAAAAAUGAUUUAUCAAAAACUUCCUCUCCAAUGCCAUAUUUUAGUGAUAACAAUUUGAUUAAGAAUUACCACGUAAAUGCACGUAACAAUUACUGUUAACUGCUGUGCAAAACGUAAAGUAAUGCAACGUAACUCGUUUGCACUUAAAUCUCAUUAUUAAUAAAACAGCAAAAGAAAAAAAGAACAAAAAAACAAAAAAACUACUUCUAUAGGUUGAUAAUUUUAAGAAAGAGAUAAUUGAUAAAUUAUUGGCUGCUAUGGUGUGUUGCAUGCCUAAGCACGUAGCCAGCAAACAACAAAUACGUACACAGAGCAAAUAAGCAAACAAAACUACUUAUUUUCACCAGUGACUAAAUUUAAAGCUUAAGUAAUGUGUAAUAUAGCUGAAACCGAUGUUUUAUAAACAUUUGUACCAAGCUAAAAAAGAAAAAUAAACCCCUCCCGCAGUUAAGGUAUACAUACUCGUAUACGAGUAUACAUAAAUGCGCAUGCGAACAUGUUUCUAACACGUGUUUGUACGUUGUAGUGUGACUGCAACUUCAUAAUUGGCUUAAGUGACUCAUUUCGGAGAUGCAGCAUUUGGCAGAUGCUAAUUAAUUGAGUUCAAGUUUAAACGCAGAUGCAAUUGGUUAGCAAACAAUCUCUCAAUAUACGUAUUAGAGUUAAGGCCCAGUAUAAAUGUACUAUACACAAAUAUGCAUAUAUAAAUAUUAUUUACUAUAAAACUUGCAUUAAAAGUACUUACCUAUAUUUAUCUACUACAAACAUACACAAAAUAUAGUGAAGAAAAAUGCUAAAAUUUACAAAACAAUUACUAAGUGUACCGUAAUUGAUUUAAGUUGAUAGAGUGUAUUUACGCCCGCCCGCAAACCCAGUGAACGUUUUGACGUGUGCUAAGCAAACACAGAAACGGCAACUAAAUAUAGGUGAAUAUGAAUGGCAUAAAGCGAUAUGCAAUAACAUUUACUACGUCAGUAGCUGCAGCUUCAAUUCUUCUCGAAAAAAAUUAAAUUGAUACAGAUCUACGUGGAAUCAAUAGAAUUGGUUAAAUACGCCCAAGGGGCUAACUUAAAGUCUCAAUAUAAAUACAUGCAUACAUAAAUACUUAUGUGUACAUGAAACAAUCCAUCAUCGCUUCCAUUUGUUUAUGUUGUUUUAACUAACUGUAUUUUAACUUCUUUAUUUUAAUUAGAAAAAAAAACUACUUUUGUUAUUUGGAAAUCUGUUUCUUCUAGAGUUUUAUUAAGAUAUCUAAAAAAUCCAAUUGUGUUAAUUAAAUGGUUAUCGCGAAACUUCGUAUGAUUUAGUUGAUUCUUGUUAAAUAAUUUAGUUAUAUGUUUUGUAAUAUUCGUUUAGUUUACUUAAUGGGAUACGCAUAAAGAAAUAAAAACAUAUGUAGUAGAUUUAAUAUACACAUAAAACAUUGUAUUACAACCUUUUUGAUUUAAUGAAGAAAUGAGCGUGAA